CCUGGAUGGACCUCAAACAGGCCCCAAACAGACUCAGGAUACACCCUAGGCAGAUUCUAAAUGGAUCCCAAAUUAAUCUCAACAGAUCCCAAACGGAUCCCAGGAUAGACCUGAGUGUUUUGAGGCUUUUUCCCUCUUUUCUGCAGCUUUUCCUGGAUGACACCAAAGUGAAGAACUUCAUCACCUGCUUCAAAGGUGUCCUGUAGGAAGCCACGUUUUUUGGUGUUGAUUCACUAAUCAAACACCUGGAAAUAGCCAUGAAGAAUUCCCAGCCAGCUGAGGAUCACUGUUCCACCUCUCAGAAGGAGUUUGUCCGGUUCCUGCUGGCAACACCCCCCAAGUCCGAGCUGCGCUGUCAGGGUCUCAGUUUCAGUGGAGCGGAUCUUUCCCACCUGGAUCUUUGCUGCAUCAACUUCAAGGUGGCCAAUCUGAGCCACUGCAACCUGGCCCGUGCCAACCUGUGCUGUGCCAGCCUGGGGAGGGCUGACCUGUCAGGCUCUGUGCUGGAUGGAAGAUGUGCCAACCUGCCAGGGGUGAAGAUGCUGCGCUCCAGCGCAGGGGGAGCGUCCCUGAAAGGCUGCGACUCUGAGGACCCAUCAGGCCUUCAAGCUAAUCUGGAAGGUGCCAGCCUGAAAGGAGUGGCCAUGGAGGGCAGUCAGAUGACAGGAAUUACCCUCCGAGUUGCAAAGGUGAAAAAUGCCAAACUAAAGAACUGUAACCUCAGGGGAGCAACGUUGGCAGGAACUGACCUUCCGAAUUGUGACCUAUCAGGUUGUGACCUCCAGGAAGCCAAUUUGAGGGGCUCUGAUGUGAAAGGAGCCAUCUAUGAAGAGAUGCUGACCCCCCUGCACAUGUCCCAGAGUGUCAGAUAGGGAAGAGAAGACGUCGAAGAGGAAGGAUUCCAAACAUUUGUUGUGAUUUUCUUCACCUCCUCCCCUUCCUGAGUUAGAAGGAAUGGUUAUUAGACAACUUCCAUUUGCAGUAGUGCCUAA
This is a messenger RNA of Pipra filicauda (Wire-tailed manakin), 992 nucleotides long. Its product is annotated as BTB/POZ domain-containing protein KCTD9-like. NCBI's taxonomy places the organism in Eukaryota, Metazoa, Chordata, Aves, Passeriformes, Pipridae. The transcript is spliced from 7 exons. The record is from RefSeq and is a predicted model, not a curated record. Bases 258 to 872 code for a protein of 204 amino acids.